GCCAAACGACCCAAUGGCUGCUCCCAACCCUCCGCGGCAGAGAAAACCCCAACAACCCUCGAAACCCGAAAAGCGCAAAGCUGGCCCCAACGCAAACCCCCAAACCCGCAAACGCGCCAAGACCCAUGAUGCGCGUACUCUGGCCGUACAGAGCUCCGAGGCUGCGCUCUCCAAGACCGGCGAGCUAGACGUAUCCGCCUUCGUGGCGGCGAGGCAAUACGAGAUCCGUGCGCUGGAGGCGGGGAUACGUAGUGCUAAAAAUGCGUUGACAAGUCGCGCUUUUCAAAAAGUGCCGCGGGCUUUAAGGAGGAGGACGGCAAGUCAUAAUGUGAAGAGGGUGCCAAGGAGAUUGAGGGCGAGGGCGAAGAGGGAGAUGAUUGAGGAUAACACGCCCACUGUUACUGCUCGCCGGCGUAAACCCACGGAACAAAUACGGCUUCGUCUUGAGACAGCUCGACGCUUGCAGAAUCUUAAUGCUCGCUCGAAAGCGGAGAGAGCUGCGAAAAAAUCAGGUGCUGAUAAAGCGGUUCCUGUUGUGGGUGAUGCCGAACAUACAUUUGAUAUCGCCCCGCGCGUGCCGAAAAUCAAAAAGAACAAGCUCUCGCAUCCUGAGAAGCCUCUGUCUAAAUAUAAGAAGCGGCAACGGGGAAAAACAUGGUUGCCGACACAUAUGUUUCAUGCUAAACGGGCGCAUAUGACGGAACCAAAGGCUCCGUUUUGGCGAUUCGCUAUUCCGUUGACACCUACGGAGAAAUCCUAUAGGCCUACGCAUCGUGUGAACAGUGCGAGAGGAGCUAUUGCGUGGGAUAUGAGCUAUGUCUCUACUAUCGGACUCGAAGGCAGGGAAGAGGGUAUCGAAGGAUUGCUAAAAGCCAUUGGUGUGGAGGGAGAUGCAGCAUGGGGAAACAAAGGCAAAAAAUGGAGAGCCGGGACUAGAAGCCUAGAGACGUGGGUAUUCGAGAGGGAUGGUGAAAAGCUGCCAAUUGCACCAGUUACACUGAUUUGGUGUGCCCACGAUAAGUUGGAGGACGUUGAACUGGUCGAUGCAGGCAAGCCUGUGCCGGCAAACAAGCUACCCAAGCGGAAAAUGUUCCUUCGAGUACAUCCCUCAGCCUUUCUACAGCUGUGGCAAGAGCUGUUGAAAGUGUCGAAGAUACAAAGGCCACCAGUUUUGCUUGAAGAUCUCCGUUUCGAGAUUGGAAGCAUUGAACUGUCGGGGCCCGGCUCAACCGAAGCUUUACUUGCCGCCCUCACACCUGUUUCGCCGCCGGAAAGCAGCAGCAGGCCUUUAGGCUGCCCCGAAGAAGUUUGGAAGUCCCUUGUCGGCCUAACCAAUCCCGCUUCGCUCCCGCAAAAUGCCCUUUUAGCUUUUAAUACCUCUGACCCACGUCUACGAUAUCCUCCCCGGACGGUCAAGCCCUCUGACUCUGAGGAAAGCCUUGAUCGUCUUUCUGUUCUCCUAUCUUCUUGGCCUCCAGACGCAACCCAGUCAAGACCAGAACUAUUUUCCCGUCCUGCCCGUCUCACAGCUUCGCGGCUUCUUCCCAGCCAAAAAGCCAUUAGCAAAAGGAAGGCACUCGCACCACCUGGCGAAUAUCCAUCACCGAAACCAACAGAUCCGCAGAUCCCAGUCAUUCUUCUUACAUCUCGCCCGGGUGGUCCAUCGAGAACAUCGAAUUAUCAAGGCCGUUGGACGCUCUUGGUCCCUUGGAAAUGUGUGAAGCCAAUAUGGUAUUCUAUCAUGUACUAUCCACUCUCUUCUGGUGGUAAUCCCAGGUUUGGCGGUGUCCAUGAACAGCAACAGCUUGCGUUUGAAUCUGGAGAGAGCUGGUUCCCGGGUGACUUUCCAGGAACACAGGCUGGGUGGGCGUGGGAGAUCCGGCAGAGGAACCUGCAGAAAGACCUAUGGGAGCGCAAGCCAAAGGGUAAACGAGUGGAGUUUGACAGUAUUGACCUUGGGAACGGUAGACGCGGCGAAAUUGGUCGUGGCUGGGCCUGCGAUUGGGAGAUACUUGUUGGAAAGGGGACAGAUGGAGAAAGUAAAGCUGCAGGCUCAAAAAACAAUAUCGAAAAAGCGGAGAUGAGCGAAAGCUCUAAGAGCCAGAGCACGGUUGCUCCGGAGAAGAUCAACUCCACUUCAAAGGAUCCCGAAGUUCCUCCUCUCGGAAUCCAUCACCUUACGCCCUCGGCUGCAUCUUCUAUCCUUCUGGAAAAGGCCAAGUCUGACCGUCUUCCAUUAUCUUCGCAAUCUCUCUUAGCAAAACCGGCCCUCGCAACUGUCAGGCUUAGCUUGGUCAACCGCGGGACUCCUGCCCCUCGUGCACGGAUCUAUCGUCUUCCGACAACCGACCCUGUACUUCGAAACCAAUGGCUUUCGCUCCUGAACAACGCAUCGCCUUCAGGAAAUGUGGGCAAAAAGACUCGCAAAAAAGGGCAGUCUCGAGGCCAAAAAGAGCAGAAUACUAAACCAGACGCAUGUAGUGAGAAUUCCAACAGCACGGUUGCUAUUCCGACCGGAGUGUUUUCAGACUCAGUUGAGACAUCCCGCCACCCCCCACCUCCGGAUGAACGGGACUUGAUUGGUUUUGUGACAACUGGGAACUACAACCUGAGUGCUGGUAGGGGAACAGGCAUUGGUGUGAUACUUGCAAACAAGAUAGAGCCUUAUACACCACCGUCUCUGUCGUCUUCGUCGGGACUGGAAGGUAAUCCGUGCACAAGCCCGCCUACUACGCUGAACAUUGCAAAGGAAAAGCUAGCACGAACGUGUAUUGUGAGAGCAGCUGGUGAGAGUGUCGGGAGAUUAGGUUGCUGGGAGGUUUAA
This is a messenger RNA of Coccidioides immitis RS, 2824 nucleotides long. Its product is annotated as ribonuclease P complex subunit Pop1. The record is from RefSeq and is a predicted model, not a curated record. The coding region runs from base 14 to 2824 and encodes 936 amino acids. Gene Ontology annotation, cellular component: nucleolar ribonuclease P complex; ribonuclease MRP complex. NCBI's taxonomy places the organism in Eukaryota, Fungi, Ascomycota, Eurotiomycetes, Onygenales, Onygenaceae. Gene Ontology annotation, biological process: tRNA 5'-leader removal. The transcript has 2 exons.